AUGCAAUCGUCCCAGCACUUUGUACGCUACAUUUCUGCUUUAUUCUCGCCUUCUCUAUCUGUCGUAUCACUUUCAGGCUCUGGAUCGCCAUCCAAGUCUUCUAAUCCUGGUUCAUUCGAGUCUCUCGCACGUACAUUUUCGGCCAUUGAGGAGGUGAAGAACUCCCGUGGAACCAGUGUUCGGCUGCUGGCUAGUGAGUAUCGCCAACUGCUGUCCUUCCCAACGUCUCAGGAGCUGACGAGCGCCUUGUAUCUCACGGCUUCACAGCUCGCACCGUCUUAUGAAGGCGUAGAGCUUCAAUUUGGGGCUAAGAGUUUUGUUAAACUUUUGAAGCAGUUAGAGGUGCAACGAGAAGGAGAUUUAAAGACUCUGGAGAAGCUGCUGACGACGUAUCCUGAUUACGGACGAGCUACUCAAGCUCUCUUGGACAGUGGACGUAUUGUGAUCCCAGUUUUGGAACAAAGUGAAACGCAGCUGAGUAUUCAGGCGGUGCAUGAACAGUUGGUGGCAAUUGCAAUGGAUGAAGGAGCUGGUGGAGUCACUAGAAAGCAGCAGCUGGCACUGAAACUGCUUCAGCAAUGCAGGUGCACUGAGGAACGAGUGUUUGUAGUUCGAAUGCUGGCGCAUCAAAAUCUGCGCAUUGGAAUGGGUGAAAAGUCGAUUCUUUGGGCUCUUGCAAUCGCAAGCGAUCCGUCAACAGGAGAAGGGGCUCAGAAGCAAGACACUAUUGCACCCUCAGCUCAAGAAAAGAGUUGGGUGGAAUGCGUGACCGCCGCAUACGCACAACAUCCCAAUUACCAUGUCCUGGCCAAGCUACUGCGUGCCAGUCAGCAUAUAAAUGAUAUUGGAAGAAAGAUUGAAUGGCUGCACAAUGAAGCUCGUCCCUUGACGGGCGUCCCAGUGCUGACAAUGUCUGCGUAUCCAGUAUCCAGCGUCGCGGCAGUGCUGGGCCGUAUCAGCAAGUCAACCAGUCACACUGCCACUUGUGAAUACAAAUACGAUGGUGCUCGUGUUCAGGUGCACCUGUCAUCGCUAGACGACAGCAGCACAUACUCUGUAAGACGCAUCUUCAGCCGCAAUAUGGAGGAUGUAACAGAGAAGUUUUCGUCUCUGUUGGAUGUGUUGGUGAAGCGCGUGACAGCACACAACUCAAAAGCGCAAGGGUCAGCUUUUGGAAAGUCACUGAUUGUAGAGGGAGAGGUCGUUGCGCUGGACCGGCAGACUGGAACGUUUCGUCCAUUCCAAGUCCUGCAGACAAGAACUACGACUGAGUUUUGUCUGUUUUUGUUUGAUCUGCUUGCUGUCGAUGGCAUCAACCUUCUUCAGGAAAAUCUUCGUAAGCGACGAGCCUUAUUGCACGAUUUGCUCGAGGAAGAGUCUGGAUACGUCGAGUUUGUGAAGCAUCUUGACAUCAGCUUGGCAUCUGGUGAAAAUGUGCUUAUUGAGGAGGAUGUCGCUGAAAAAAUGGAUACCGAAACAGCACAUGUAGCAAAGCUCGUGCAGAACUGUCUUGAGAAGGCAGUGGCAUCUGGGUGUGAGGGAUUGAUGGUCAAGGCAUUAGACGGUAUCGAUUCUGCGUAUAAAGCUGGACGUCGAUCGUUUUCCUGGAUGAAACUCAAGCAUGACUACUUGCUGGACCAUUCGACUAGAAGCAAAAGAAAAUCUGCUGCUGUGAGGGGUAGUGGAAAUGGCACAUUUCUCGUCGAUACGCUGGAUCUGGUUCCCAUUGGUGCAUUUUAUGGCAAAGGUCAGCGCACUGGAGUAUUUGGAUCGUUCCUCAUGGCAGCGUACAACUCAACUAGCGGCAAAUUCGAGACUAUUGGGAAGGUCGGAACGGGCUUUUCUCACUCGCAUCUGACGGAAGUGGCAGCACGCCUUUGCAAACAAGUUCUGCCUGCAACAGAUGAAGUGCCAGAACAAUAUCAAUCCUACAGCAUUCGAAGUCGACAUCCUGAUGUUUGGCUCUCACCAGCGGAAGUAUGGGAGAUUAAAGCCACUCAAUUGAUCAAGUCUCCUUCAUACACAUGUGGCGCUAUCGACUCGGUUGAUGUUGCAACUGCUGGAAUUCCUCGAAAAGGACUAGCGCUUCGAUUUCCUCGAUUUGUUCGGUAUCGACCCGAUAAAAAACCUUUGCAAGCAACAGAUAGCGAACAAGUCAUGGAGCUCUACCAACAGCAGCGACAACAAGUUCCUCACUAG
Messenger RNA from Peronospora belbahrii, 2199 nucleotides. NCBI's taxonomy places the organism in Eukaryota, Oomycota, Peronosporomycetes, Peronosporales, Peronosporaceae. The record is from the annotation of a GenBank genome assembly.